UAUAUAAUUUGCUGGCUGGCAAGCAAAUUGAGAAAAAUAUUCAUAUAAAAUGCGCAAUUAUUCAGUGAAAUGUGUUUGUGAAUAUGGCCAAGAUGAUUGGGAAAAUGUUUGAUACGCAUAUUUCUUAAAGUUGAUGAAAAUUGUGAUCGCUCCACUCAGUUGUGCACGAAUUGUAUAUAAUUCAGAGUCAGUCAGUCAACAAUAUUGAAAUUCAUUUGAAUUACUUUAUUGACACAAUGGACGCCACUCAACUCACCGAGCUGAUGGGUAGUCACGAUUUCAUGCAGUUGCAGCAGCAAUUGCAGCACAACUACAACACCGAUGGCCACAAUGGUCUCUCGCCGGAGUCUGUGGAGCGCAGCUCCAGACCUGUACGACGCGCCACGCGACGCACCUCACAGCUAAGCAAUAACACCUACGAUCUGGAGAUGACCGAUUCCAGUUCGCAGAGCGACGAUACGAGCGGCGGCGGUGGCAGCAGCAACGGCGGCGGCAGCAGCACCAACAACAACAGCAGCAAUCAGCUCGGCCCUGCGCUGAGCGGACAGCGUCCCUCGAGUCGCGGACGGCAGCAGAAUGGCGGCAAUCUAACAGCCAACGGCAACAGCAACAACAACAACAACGGCAGCAGCAACAACAACAACAACAAUCGUCGCCGCAAAGGCGCUCUCAAUGCGAAGGAGCGAAAUCUACGCCGACUCGAGUCGAACGAACGGGAACGCAUGCGCAUGCACAGCCUGAACGAUGCAUUUCAAUCGCUGCGCGAGGUCAUUCCGCACGUGGAGAUGGAGCGACGUCUGUCCAAGAUCGAGACCCUGACGCUGGCCAAGAACUACAUUAUCAAUCUGACGCACAUUAUACUCUCGAAGCGCAAUGAGGAGGCCGCUGCCAUGGAGCUGAAUGCCGGCGCUGUUGGCGGCGUCUUGCUGACGAAUCUGACAGCCGACAGCAAUGUGGUUGCUGCUGCCAAUGGCGCCAGCAAUGGCUUGUGCUUUGACGAUGCUCUGACUACUGGAGGAGGCGGCAGCGCUGGCGGCGGUGCCUACGACUGUGCGCUGCUCGCUGCCAGCGAUGGCAGUCUGCUGAGUGCAGCAACGAGCGCCAAUGCCAUGCAAGCGCUGCCCAUGCACAUGCACGCCGAGCAGCAGCAGCAGCAGCAGCAACAGCAACAGCAGCAGCAGCAACAACAACAGCAUAUGCCACACCAUCAUCAUGCCCAGCAGCCGCAAAUGUUGCACUCACAUGCGCAUCUAGGCAACAACAUGUUGCUGCCACAACAGCAGCAACAGCAGCAGCAACAGCAGCAGCAGCAGCAGCAACAGCAACAGCCACCGCAGCAACCAACGCUCAUACUCAAUGGUGGCACCACUUUAAAUGUGGGUGGCGUUGCUGUUGCUGUCGCUGUGGGUGGCUCCGGCAAUGUGGGCGUGUCUGGAGGCGUGGGCGUGUUUCCCGAUGUCAAUGAUAAUUUCGAUGAGCCCUUUCGGGAGUUUCUAUAAACAACCGCGAGUGGAGCUAAUUCUGUAGGUCUGUGGUAAAAUGGAUAUAAGGACACAAAAUAGAAUUUAUAGCAUACAUAAUCUCCAAUAUUAAA
Messenger RNA from Drosophila navojoa, 1594 nucleotides. RefSeq names its product basic helix-loop-helix family member dimmed (gene dimm). Lineage: Eukaryota; Metazoa; Arthropoda; Insecta; Diptera; Drosophilidae. Gene Ontology annotation, molecular function: DNA-binding transcription factor activity, RNA polymerase II-specific; protein dimerization activity; E-box binding. Gene Ontology annotation, cellular component: nucleus. The record is from RefSeq and is a predicted model, not a curated record. Gene Ontology annotation, biological process: positive regulation of transcription by RNA polymerase II; sensory organ development; axon development.